GUCUUUGGGUAGAAAAUGCCAUAAGUGAUAAUAUGACUUUAACAGAUUCGAUUUUGAAAGAAAUGGCUCAAAAAUUUGCAGUUCUAUUUAAUAAUUAUGAAUUUGGUGCAACUAAUGGAUGGCUAGAAGGAUUUAAAAAAAGAAAUAAUCUUAAGUCUUAUAGAAAGCGAGGAGAAGCUAAUAGUAUUGAUUUAGAUAAAUUACCUGAACAGCUUAAAGCAUGGGAUUGUGUACAAACACAAAUGAUCAUAUCAUCCUGGACACGUGCUGAUAUUCUAUCAGCUUCUACACUUUCAAUUCCUACAACAUAUGUAAUAGAUGAAAUUGAAAAGAUUAAAAGCGAAAUAGCAGAUCUUAUUCAACAUUUGCCAAUAGAUAAUCCAAUGAAUGUAGAAGAAUACAUGGAUAUCGACAAAAAUAAAGAUAUUUAUUCCUCUACUGAUGAGAAUAUUUUAUUUCAAGAAAUUACAUUAUUAGAAUGUGAUAAUAUGCUUACCUACAUUGCGCAAAAGAAUUUAAAUGUUGAUUAUUCUGUUAUAAAAGUUCUUACUAAUUUGAGAAAAAAAAUAGUUCAAACUAGUAUAGAAUUAGCACGACAAACUACACUCGAAGAAUAUUUAAAAUAG
Acaulospora morrowiae is the source of this 626-nucleotide messenger RNA. The record is from the annotation of a GenBank genome assembly. Lineage: Eukaryota; Fungi; Glomeromycota; Glomeromycetes; Diversisporales; Acaulosporaceae.